AUGUCUUUCCGAAUUUUCCUGAUUUUUUCGUUGAUCGCAAUUGUUUUUGGCUCUCGAAUUCCAAGAGCAAUUCAUUCUGGCGGAUGUCCAAAAAAUGCGGUUUAUAAAGAAUGCACAAAUUUGUGUCCAGCGAAAAGUUGUCAGAAUUAUAUGCAGGUUGGAUUUUAUUUUGAAAAGAUUAGAAACUAUUUUUUCAAAAAUUGAAAUUUCAAAUUUGAUUUUUUUUUUUGGUUUUUAGAAUUUUCGCUACAUUUUAGAACCUUGAUUUUUGAAAUUCACCUGAAAUUUGGAGCAUUUUUCGGGAAACAAUGAGAAAAUUGAAAUUUCUGGGGAAUUUUGAAUUCCACUUGGAAUUUGAAGCAGUUUGAGCUCACGAACUGGAUUUUUCGGAAAAAAAAUGAGAAAAUUUGAUUGCAAAUGUUGAAAUUUUUAAAUUUCACGUGAAAUUUGGAGCAUUUGUUGAGCUUGACCAGAUUUGAAUUGUUGCAUGAAAAUUCAAAUUUUUGCGGAUUUUCGAAUUCCACGUGAAAUUUUGAGUUCAGAAACUGGAUUUUUUGAACAAACUUCAAUUUUAAAGUCAGAAUUGCCGUAACGCCUGAUUUUUUUUAGGUUUCUGGCUGCUUCUCACUUCGUUGUGCUCCACCCGGUUGUAUUUGCAAAGAAGGACAUGUUCUCUUGAAUUCUGCCGAUUCAUCACAAGGUUGUGUUCCAAGAGAAACUUGCAGGUGAAUAUUUCAUUGAAUUAUUUGAUAUUCCUGAUUUUCUAUCAUUUUUCAGCAAACUUGCCAAAAUUCAAAAUGCAACAACAACUGCUUCAAACUAA
Caenorhabditis angaria is the source of this 823-nucleotide messenger RNA. Lineage: Eukaryota; Metazoa; Nematoda; Chromadorea; Rhabditida; Rhabditidae. The record is from the annotation of a GenBank genome assembly.